AUGUUUGGUGAUGGAGGAUUAAAUGUAUCUCGAGCAAGUCUCCUGGCUUGUCGAGGCUUUGCUACUCUGGCUUUGCCAUUUUUUGGCUAUGAAGAUCUACCUCCAAAAAUGAAGAACUUAAAUUUAGAUUACUUUGAGGAGGCAGCUCAAUUUGUGCAAACUCACCCAAAGGUCAAAGGUCCAAACAUUGGAGUGAUUGGUUCUGGCAAAGGGGCAGAGUUGGCAGUUUCCAUGGCUAGUUUCCUCCCCAAUAUAGGUGCAGUUGUGAGUAUCAAUGGCUGCAUCUCUAACACAGCUACUGCCCUGACAUGUGGUAGAGUCAUCCUGCCAGGACUACCUUUCAACCUGGACAAAAUCUCUGUCACUGAAUCAGGAGUAUAUGAUGUCAAAGAAGCACUGGAGGACCCCUUGAAUCCAGCGUAUCAGGAAAGCCGAAUCCCCCUUGAAAAAGCCAGUGCCCAUUUCCUUUUCAUCGUUGGAGAGGAUGACAAACAUUGGAAGAGCUCAGUUUAUGCUGCCAUAGCUGCAAAGCACCUUACAGAGCAUGGGAAGACAAAUUUUACUCUCUUAAACUAUCCUAAUGCUGGCCACAGAAUAGACCCCCCUUACAGCCCUUUUUUCUCUGCAGCCCUGGAUACCAUCUUAGGGCUACCUGUUUUGGGAGGUGGACAGCUCAAAGCUCACGCUGUUGCUCAGAUUGAGUCUUGGAAGAAGAUAUUAGAAUUUUUGCACUUGCAUCUAGGGUAA
Molecule: messenger RNA, 747 nt
Organism: Condylura cristata (star-nosed mole)
Lineage: Eukaryota; Metazoa; Chordata; Mammalia; Eulipotyphla; Talpidae
Product: acyl-coenzyme A thioesterase 1-like
Exons: 2
Coding region: 1-747 (248 amino acids)
Biological process (GO): acyl-CoA metabolic process; fatty acid metabolic process
Molecular function (GO): fatty acyl-CoA hydrolase activity
Source: RefSeq, a predicted model, not a curated record